AUAUUGCUCAAAGGGAUAUAAGCUUUCAAAUUCGCUGCAAUCAUUGCCAGCAUUGUGCGGGUGCAGAGGAAAGUGGAACAUAACUACCGACCGACCACUUUGUGGAAUCGGUGUAGACUACUGUCAUGAUUGUGGCACAACUGAUUUUCCAACCUGUAGACACAGGGAAAAUGGAGUGUGUUUUUCAGAAAAAGGUGCUUGGCCUUGGGUAGCAGCAAUUUACAAGAAAACUUCAAACAACCAAGUUUUCCACUGCGAAGGCGCUCUUAUCAGUGACUGCUAUAUUCUGACUGAUGCUCAUUGCGCUAGUGGCUUUAAGCAUGACAAUCUAACGGUCGUCCUCGGCGACACGGAGCGUUAUGUUAAAGAAUACAGCGAGAAAACAUUUGCUGUUGAUAAAAUUCACAUCCAUAGUAGCUAUAAACACGAGAGUGGGAGUUUAGACUAUGAUAUCGCUCUGUUACAAUUGAAAUGCAAUGUGUCUUGUUCUCCAUACGUCCGAAAGUCUGUUUGGCCACCAGAGAGGACUUUGGCUACUACCAAGCAAGAACGAGCUGCAAUGUAGCAGAAUGGGGAGCUAAUGAAAAGAGAGAACUAGGCGCAAAACGUAAUCCUAAAACUACCAGCUUGAAAGAAUUGCAUCUUCCGAUUGCAGACAAAACCGCUUGUUUAGACAGUACAUCGGAUUAUCUCAAGCAUGACAUUACAAACUACACUGUUUGCGCAAGAGACGGCACCGGUAAUAAUGAUGCUUGGGAUAGUGAUUCUGGAGGACCUCUGUUUUGCAAGUGCGAGAAUGAUGAAGAAAUCGGUCCCGACAGCUAUGUCAUUGUGGGAAUAGUCAGCUGGGGAGAAGGAUGUGGACAGCCUGGAAAAUACGGGGUAUUUAUGCACUUGCUCAACUUAAUGGAUUGGGUUCGGACAGUGUUGGAAAUAAACAAAUGCAAGCAAUCGUUCAACGAAGAAAAGAAAGAACAGUGUCGUAACCCUGCAGUUAGCUUGGUUUGACGUUAACAUGCAACAUUUGAGCUAUAUUUCUCCUGAACGUCAAUGUUUGUGUUGUUAAGCUUUAGAGUAACAUUAGUUGGGCAUUUCAAUAUGAUGGCUCCUUAGUAUAUUUUGUGACAAUGAUUGCACAUAAAAUUGCAAGUACAGACAUCAUAACUCUAAUUUUGCU
Messenger RNA from Corticium candelabrum, 1177 nucleotides. Its product is annotated as serine protease 30-like. The record is from RefSeq and is a predicted model, not a curated record. Lineage: Eukaryota; Metazoa; Porifera; Homoscleromorpha; Homosclerophorida; Plakinidae. Bases 472 to 1008 code for a protein of 178 amino acids. Gene Ontology annotation, molecular function: serine-type endopeptidase activity. The transcript has 2 exons. Gene Ontology annotation, biological process: proteolysis.